AUGGAUCGGGACAAGCAAGCACAAGAGCCGCGGCGGUCCUCCAAGGAAUCCACCAAGCCGGUCCGCAAUUCGGCACUGUCGUCACCAUGGAUAACUGCAGCCAUCGCAGCUUGCGUCGCCGCCUUCGCCUUUCGGUUCUCGGACUGGAGCAAGACGCAGAAUUCCGACAGGACCUAUUGCUACGAGGGUGUCGCCACGUUAUCCGACACCAAGCCCGCGGCACGAUGCUUCACCGUCUCGCCAAGCGGUGAGUUCACGGCUGUGCUCCAACAGCCACCGGCCAGCAGUACGGGCGUCACUUACGAGAUUCUGCCGGGGUACGUGAUCCCGGGUUUAUGGGACGGGCAUGGCCAUCUGCUCCAGUAUGGCGAGUUCCUCCACUCGGUAGACCUAUUUGGGUCCGAGUCUGCGGACGAGGUGCGAGCUCGCGUGGUCCAGUAUCUCGAUGCGCAUCCUGGCGUCGGUGCGCCGGGUGAGUGGCUCAGGGGCGUCGGAUGGGACCAGAUGGUCCUGGGAGGCAUGCCUACAGCGGAAUGGCUGGAGCAAGACGAGAGACUCAAAGGCCUCCAUAUCAUGCUCGACCGCGUUGACGUGCACUGUGUCUGGGUUUCUCAGGCUGUCCUCGACCUCCUAGGCCCUGAUGUUCCAGACGUCCCCGGCGGCGAGAUCGUGCGCGACCCGGGCAUGGGCGUCUUUUGCGACAAUGCCAUGGAUCUCAUCACAGCCAAGUGGCCCAGGCCGGACGCCGCAAAGAAGAAGCGCUUCAUCCGCUCUGCCAUGGCCGAGCUGCACAAGGUCGGCCUCGUCGGCAUGCAUGACGCCGGGGCUACGCCAGAGGACCUGCAGCUCUUCCGUGAUAUGUCUCAAGACAGCUCUGACUGGACCCUGCGCGUACACGCCAUGCUUGAGUGCAAGGAGCGCAAUACCUUUUGUCCCGACGAGGCUUCUGCUGUCCGUCAUCAAGAUGACUUUCUGUCCAUCAGGAGUGUCAAGCUCUUUGGAGACGGCGCCCUCGGCAGCUGGGGCAGCGCCAUGCUCGACCCCUACACCGACCGCCCAGACACCACAGGCUCCCUGCUCGUCAACGCGUCAACGCUGACAUCCCUCGCGGCUUCGUGGUCCGCGGCCGGCUGGCAGGUUUGCAUCCACGCCAUCGGCGACCUGGCUGCGCGCCUCGCCCUCGAUUCCCUCGAGGCCGCCCUCGUCGACUGCCACCCGGCCCGCGAGCCCGCAGAGUGCAGCCAGCGCCGGCGCUUCCGCAUCGAGCACGCCCAGAUCCUGCACCCGGCCGACCGAGCGCGCAUGCACGCCCUGGGCGUCCUGCCGUCGGUGCAGCCGACCCACGCCACGUCGGACAUGGCGUACGCGGAGCUGCGGCUCGGCAGGGAGCGUCUGACUACCGAGGCGUACCGCCUGAAGAGUCUGCUGCCGCUGAGGCCGGUUCUCGGGAGCGACUUUCCUGUCGAGCCGCCAGAUCCGUUCCAGGGGAUGUAUGCUGCUGUGACGCGGCGGAGUCCCAAGACCGGGCUGGGCCCGGGCGGGGAUGCCAAGGUGGGAUUUCUCAUGGACGAGGCGCUGACGUUGGACGAGGCGCUGCAUGGGUUUACUGGCGGUGUUGCGUACGGCGGGUUUAUGGAAGGCCGGGCUGGUGUGAUACAGGAGGGCGCGCUGGCUGACUGGGUGGUGCUGGAUCGGCCCCUGGGGGAGUACGGCGUUGAGGAUCUGAGGAGCAUGAGGGUACGGGAGACGUGGGUUGGCGGAAGGAGGGUUUAUGCGCGGGAGGAUUGCAGAUGA
Molecule: messenger RNA, 1794 nt
Organism: Thyridium curvatum
Lineage: Eukaryota; Fungi; Ascomycota; Sordariomycetes; Thyridiales; Thyridiaceae
Exons: 3
Coding region: 1-1794 (597 amino acids)
Molecular function (GO): hydrolase activity, acting on carbon-nitrogen (but not peptide) bonds
Source: RefSeq, a predicted model, not a curated record